Molecule: messenger RNA, 1653 nt
Organism: Scophthalmus maximus (turbot)
Lineage: Eukaryota; Metazoa; Chordata; Actinopteri; Pleuronectiformes; Scophthalmidae
Product: peroxisomal succinyl-coenzyme A thioesterase
Exons: 12
Coding region: 1-1389 (462 amino acids)
Biological process (GO): acyl-CoA metabolic process; fatty acid metabolic process
Molecular function (GO): fatty acyl-CoA hydrolase activity
Source: RefSeq, a predicted model, not a curated record
AUGACCAAGCUAGACUCGCAACCUGGUAGCCGGCAGAGCUCGCGGCUACCGGCCGGCUAUUGUCCAUCAAAAACAGUUUAUUCUGCCAAGAGUAAUAAUUUACUUAUUUUGCAACCGUCCAGAGGACUAAUUGAUGAGGAGUUCAUCGUACUGGUCCAGAAGGUCUCACCUGGUUUCAAGCUGACUGUCCACGCCCUCCACCACUGUGAACAAGGAGACAAGUGGGAGGCUUUCGGGCACUACACUGCCAAUGCCACUGGGACUGUGAAUGUUUCAGAGGAUCUCAGUCUGGGCGGGACAUAUUCUGGGGUCGAACCGAUGGGACUGCUGUGGAGCCUCAGACCAGUUCCAGGCAGCAAACCUAGACUCAGGUUGAGGAAGAUGAACGUCCAGACUCCAAUGGAGGUCACAGUUUCAGUCUACCGGGGUCACGAGACUGACAGUUUUGUGGAUCAAGUGCCGCUGGCUAUUGCAUUGGUGGAGCGCUGGUACAUGGCGCCUGGUAUAAGAAGGAUCCCGAUCACAGAGGGUGGACUCACUGCAACCCUUUUCCUGCCACUAGGACCUGGACCUUUCCCUGGUGUCUUGGACCUGUGGGGGGGUGGAGGGAAUUUAGUUGAGUAUCGGUCAGCACUGUUUGCCUGCCACGGCUUAGCCUCCCUGGCUCUCGACUACCUGACGCCUAAAAUCACAAAGGAAACUGGGAAGAUGGUGGACAAUGAAUACAUUGAGACGGCCUACAGAGUCCUGCAGCAGCAUCCUCAGGUCCUCGGCAGCAGUAUUGCCAUGCUGGGAUUUUCCCUUGGUACCAGUGUCACCCUCAAAAUGGCUGUUUACUCUGAAGUAAUAAAGCUCAGGUGUGCAGUAUGUAUUAGUGGGAGUCAUGUGCAGCCAGUCGAUGGAUCUUUGGAGCAAAUAAUGGAUUUCUUUCAUAAAAAUGCUGCGAAUAUUCGGAUUGAUGAGAAGAAUCAGGUGAUCAUUCGAGACUUGCUGCUGCCCAUCCCCACCGACCCUUCAUUCAAAGUGGAUGUAGGAAGACUCCAGUGUCCUUUGUUGCUGGUUGUAGGUGAGGACGAUCAAAACUGGCCUGCCUACGAGUCGGCAAUGGACAUGAAGGAGAUGAUGGAGCGAGCGGGGAACAGCCACCUGCUGACUGUCCUGUCGUACCCAAACGCCGGCCACCUGAUUGAACCUCCGUACACACCGCACGCCAGAGCCAGCAACUUCAUCCCAAUUAACACACGUCAAAAGAUGGUGUAUCUGUGGGGUGGGGAGAUGGUGGCACAUUGUCGUGCUCAGGAAGAUGCCUGGAAGAAGAUGCUGGUCUUUCUGAGGGAGAAUCUGUACAGCAUCAGAAACCCUCUUCUUACCUCUUUAUCCAACCUGUAAUCAAGGUGAUAACCAUUAGAAAUAGAGUUGCUAAUUUUACUGCCUUGAGAUAAUGUAUGUAAUGAUUUAGCGCCGUACAAAUCAAUUUGAAUUGAAUUGAAUGUGACUCUCAGUUGAAGCCCUUCUACUUUCUUGACUGAAUCAUCAGGACAAUGGAUGUUGAACUGUUAGAAAACGCAUUAAUCAAACUCUUGUACACCUGCUUUGUCAUGCAAUUAUUCACCAAUCAUGUGGCAGUUUAAUGCAUAAAAUCAUGCACAUAGA